Messenger RNA from Sorex fumeus (smoky shrew), 2030 nucleotides. It is a transcript of the gene CTDNEP1, whose product is annotated as CTD nuclear envelope phosphatase 1. Gene Ontology annotation, molecular function: protein serine/threonine phosphatase activity. Lineage: Eukaryota; Metazoa; Chordata; Mammalia; Eulipotyphla; Soricidae. The record is from RefSeq and is a predicted model, not a curated record. The transcript has 8 exons. The coding region runs from base 672 to 1406 and encodes 244 amino acids.
GGAAGGAGGAGGGAGCCCUUUGGGCGGUAAAAUGGCGCCUGUCAGAAUGGGAACCCCAGCUGCAGAGGCUGCAGCCCCGCUCCCCCGAGGCUAAGGCACCCCCGGUCUCGGGGAGGGGGAGGCCGCUCCGGUCCCGGCAUCCGCGCCCUUCGGCUCCCCCUCCCCCCUGCUCUCAGCCGGCCCUUUCUUCGCUGUCAGCUCGCUGCUGCCCCCGCCCGCCCCUUUCCCGCGGGUAGCCCCUCGGCGCGCCUGCGCAGCGGGCCACUCUCUGCUUACCCCUUCCCCUCCCCCUUCUUUCUCCCUCCCUUCUCCCCAGCCCCCUCCCCUCAUGCCCCCUCCCCCAGUUCUCCAUCCCCUUCUCUCCUGGUCUCCGAGGGCCCCGUCUUAGCCCGACCUGUCUCGGCCCGAAACCUCCGCGAAGCCGUCGGUGCCCCUCCCCGCCCAUGUGGGCCCCCGCGGGCAGCCCACGCCUGUCCCCCCGCUCUCCGUUACGCUGGGCUUUCCCCUCGCUGGGGGUGGCUCUCUGAGCCGCCCGCUCGUGCCCCUCUCUGCACCCUCCUCCGGCCACUCGGGGCCCCCGUCCCCCCUCCCGUCGGCGGGGGGCUGCCCCCGGUGGGCUGGCGGAGCUGGGCCGCGGGGGCCCCGGGGCCGGCGGUGCCGGGGUCAUCGGGAUGAUGCGGACACAGUGUCUGCUGGGGCUGCGAACGUUCGUGGCCUUCGCCGCCAAGCUCUGGAGCUUCUUCAUAUACCUUUUGCGGAGGCAGAUCCGCACGGUAAUUCAGUAUCAAACUGUUCGAUAUGAUAUCCUUCCUUUAUCUCCCGUGUCCCGGAAUCGGCUCGGACAGGUGAAGAGGAAGAUCCUGGUGCUGGAUCUGGAUGAGACGCUUAUUCACUCACAUCACGAUGGGGUCCUGAGGCCCACAGUUCGACCGGGAACACCUCCUGACUUCAUCCUCAAGGUGGUAAUAGAUAAACAUCCCGUCCGGUUUUUUGUACAUAAGAGGCCUCAUGUGGAUUUCUUCUUAGAAGUGGUGAGCCAGUGGUAUGAGCUGGUGGUGUUUACAGCAAGCAUGGAGAUCUAUGGCUCUGCUGUAGCAGAUAAACUGGACAAUAGCAGAAGCAUUCUUAAGAGGAGAUACUACAGACAGCACUGCACUUUGGAAUUGGGCAGCUACAUCAAGGACCUCUCUGUAGUCCACAGUGACCUCUCCAGCAUUGUGAUUCUGGAUAACUCCCCAGGGGCUUACAGAAGCCAUCCAGACAAUGCCAUCCCCAUCAAAUCCUGGUUCAGUGACCCCAGUGACACCGCCCUUCUCAACCUGCUUCCAAUGCUGGAUGCCCUCAGGUUCACCGCUGAUGUUCGUUCUGUGCUGAGCCGAAACCUUCACCAACAUAGGCUCUGGUGACAGCUGCUCCCCCUCCACCUGAGUUGGGGUGGGGGGGAAAAGGAGGGUGAGCCGUCUGAUGCCCUGUCCAGUGAUGAGGACUGCCUGGGCAGGGUCUGCCCCUCCCACCCAUCUGAUGCCCUGUCCAGUGAUGAGGACUGCCUGGGCAGGGUCUGCCCCUCCUGCCCCUCUCUGCCCUGGGAGCCCUGCACUCCACUUGGAGUCUGGAUGGACACAUGGGCCAGACUCUGAAGCAGCCUCAUUCUAACUUCAUGUUCGCACUCACUGGAAAGCCCAGACUGGGACAUAAGCGGAGGCCUAGGAGAGCCGAAACUGUCUAUGGUGAAGAGACAGGACUGGCUAGAGUGAGAAUUCGCUAAUCCAGGAGGCUCAAAACAGAAGCCAAGCCAGCUUUGUUGUGAUUUGAUUUUUUAAAAACUCUUGUACAAAACUGAUCUAAUUCUUCACUCCAAGGGCUGGGCCGAGGGUGGGAAACUGGGAUUUUGGGCCACUGGAUUUUCCCCCAACUUGUCCUCUUACUCCCCCACCUUCUUUCUAUAUCCCCUCAGACCUGUAACCAGCUUUCUCGCUCUUUUUUUCCCCCUUUCCUCUUUUAAACCAUGCAUUAAUAACUUUGAAACCAAA